Salvia splendens (bonfire salvia) is the source of this 710-nucleotide messenger RNA. Its product is annotated as zinc finger protein 1-like. The record is from RefSeq and is a predicted model, not a curated record. Gene Ontology annotation, cellular component: nucleus. The annotation marks the transcript as partial. The transcript has a single exon. Gene Ontology annotation, molecular function: transcription cis-regulatory region binding; DNA-binding transcription factor activity. Gene Ontology annotation, biological process: regulation of DNA-templated transcription. Lineage: Eukaryota; Viridiplantae; Streptophyta; Magnoliopsida; Lamiales; Lamiaceae.
ACACAAUCCCUUCCCCAAAAGUUCUCAAACUCAAACUUGACACGCACGCUCAUCCCAACGACGAGUACCUUUCCGGCUGUCUCGUCUGUCGUCGCGCUCCGAAGCGGCGGCAAGGCGUCUUCCUCCGUCACCACGACGAAAUCGCCUCGGAUCUACAAUUGCAGCGUCUGCGGCAAGAGUUUAUCCUUGCACCAGGCUCUCGGCGGCCACAAAGCAAGCCACGGCAACAAGCCGGCGACGGUCGGGGCGGCGGAGAAGAAACCGUCGAAUUCGACGUCCACCGCCACCACCGCCGACGAUGAUUCAAUCGCUGGUCCCCACAGGCUUCACAACUGCUCCAAGUGCGGAAGGAGCUUCCCCAGCGGCCAACCUCUGGGCGGCCACAUGCGGAAGCAUUACGGUGGCGUUAUCGGCGGAUCUAAAAGCGGCGUGAACUCUUCUGACGGUGGUAACGGUGAUGGAUUCAACGUUGUCACGUCCUUCUCCGGCGGUGGCGGGACCAGCUCCUCCUACGGUAACGGCGACUGUGACGUCACGCGCAAUUGGGAAUUGAAUUGGAUAUCCGAAGAAGGACUUGAUUUAACGCUUAGGUUGUAGAGUUCCCUUUUUAGGGAUUUUUGGCCCCCUGACAAUUUAAUCUCUUUGUAGCAGUGUAGAGAUUGAUAUGUUGUUUAUAAUUAAAUAUGUAGUGACGGAUUAAUGACGGAUCA